AUGAAUUCCAAAAUGAAACAAAGCACAGAAAAAUCAUCAGGAUCUCUGCAGAAGUACCUCACAGACACCACAUGUCGUGCUGCCCCAAGACGGACUCUUAAAAUGAUUCAGCCUUCAGCAGCAGGUUGCCUGGUUGGCAGACGUAAUGAGAAGAAAUCUUCAGUCAGAAGGAAACUCUGGAAUAACAAGUUCACCUCAAAAGCUUGUAAAGCUGAGGUGUCUGCAGACAAGGAGCAAGAAAAUGAGAAUCUGAAUGAUGUCGUUCAAGCUGUAGAUCUCAUGAUAAAAGGAAGUCCUUCAUCUCAAUAUUGGAAAGAAGUGGCUGAAGAAAGGAGGAAGGCUCUGUAUGAAGUGCUUCAAGAAAAUGAAAAGUUGCACAAAGAAAUCGAACAGAAAGAUGGUGAAAUUGCCCGCCUGAAAGAAGAAAAUGAAGAGCUCAUGUCCCUUGCUGAACAUGUGCAUUAUAUGACCAGCAUGAUUGAGGGGCUAACUGGGCAAGCACCUGACAGUCUUGAGACACUGAAGAGUCUGGCUCUAGAGGAAUCCAGACAAGAAAAUGAAGAGCUUAACUGUGGAGAUGAUGCAGACAGCACUUCUGAAGAAGGCCCAUCACAAGUAUCAUGUGGCUUAGGGGAGAGUGUAUCAGAUCUUGCUUCAAAGGAAGCAAAUAAUUUGCAACUGGAAUGACAACCUUUUAAAUGGGCUUAUGUCUGUGGCUUUUAAUUGCAGACUUCCUCUUGAAAGGAUAUACUAAAACUUCUCAGGUAUAGAAACUUGUGGAAGUGUUACAGAUGUUUUUUAACUGGAAUUAUGUAGCAGUGGGGGUAUCUGGAUACUGUGUAGAAAACUUAC
This is a messenger RNA of Egretta garzetta (little egret), 852 nucleotides long. It is a transcript of the gene GMNN, whose product is annotated as geminin DNA replication inhibitor. Lineage: Eukaryota; Metazoa; Chordata; Aves; Pelecaniformes; Ardeidae. Gene Ontology annotation, cellular component: nucleus. The transcript is spliced from 6 exons. The record is from RefSeq and is a predicted model, not a curated record. The coding region runs from base 1 to 687 and encodes 228 amino acids. Gene Ontology annotation, biological process: negative regulation of cell cycle; negative regulation of DNA replication.